ACUUUGAGUUUAGUCCUGCAGAGUUCUUAGGGUCUGCCGACUGUAUUAGGCAUUUACCCAUACUAGGUAAGGAGUAUCUUGUUAGUUGUGCUAGGUGGUUAGGUAUUCCGUUCAAAAUGACGGAUACAAAGAGGAAGUUACUAAUAAUGGUAAAGAACAGUGUUAUGCAACGUUUGGCUGAGGCUGAAGGGUUAGUUGGGGAAAAUAUUAGUGUUAGAGGUAGUGAAUUAGUAAAUGAUGAUAGGUUAGUUGUAGAUGAUAAUGGAAUUAGUGGUGGUGCAGGUUUUUCGUUAUUUGAUGAUCCUCCUCAGACUGGAGUCAUUUAUGAAGGUCCGGCCAAUUUACCUCCAAGAGGAAAUAUUACCACAAACCCCUUCUUAACUGAAGAGAAUUUAGGGCCAGCAGUGCCUACAAUGCCUGUAAAUUCUGAAUCAAAGGAAAUUCAGGAAUAUGAUUUAAUUUGUAAAAAAAUAGAGUUGUUGAAAUUGGAGCAUGCAGAGAACGAGAGGGUGAGGAGGCAUGAGAUAGAGAUGGCCAACCUUAAUUUGGAAAUGGCUAGGUUACAGGGGGCUACUAACCAAUUUAGCACCCCACGAGGUAGUCAGCCUGAUAGGUUUAAUAUUGGGGCUGCAUUAAAAUUGGUCCCCAUUUUUGAUGAAAGGAAUGUUCCUGAAUUCUUCAAGGCCUUUGAGAGGGUGUCUGCUCGGUUGUCUUGGCCACCAGAGAUGUGGACAGUGCUGAUUCAGUGUAAAUUGGUGGGCAAGGCAAUCCGGGUAUAUAAUGCCUUGGAGGAAGGGAUAGCCAGGGAUUAUCACAAGGUAAAGGCACUAAUUUUAAAAGCAUAUGAUUUGGUCCCUGAGGCAUACAGGUUGAAGUUUAGGAACUUUAAUAAACAGCCAUCCUUGUCGUAUGUAGAAUUUGCCAGGUUCAAGGAGGAACAGUUUGACGACUGGUUGAAAAGUCGUCAAGUUGUCACUUUUUCUUCCUUGAGAGAACUCAUGCUUUUGGAGGAGUUUAAGAAAUCUUGCUCCAAAGAACUAAGAAUUUAUCUCGAAGAAUUGAAGGUCACUAAUUUAGGUAAGGCAGCUCAAGUGGCUGACGAAUUUGUCUUGACCCAUAGAACAGGUUCAGGCAAUUUCGCCAGCAAGGAUAUAAAUAGUAAUGUAGUCAGAUCAGAGAAUUUCCAUAGAGGAAUACGGAGUGAUAUUAAUAAAUCUAAGAAUUCCGUGGCCCAGAAUAAUUUCUCUAGUAGUAAGAAUGGAAAAUUCACGAGUAAACCUGGUACUCGUGUAUUUUCCAAAGGAGGUAGUUCCGGGACGAGAAAUAGUAAUAUUAAGACUUGUUUCUGGUGUAAUAAACCCGGUCAUUUCCAAGCUCAGUGUCACGCCAGAACAAAUUAUCUUCAAAGGAAUAAUCCUGUGGCUUUAAUGCCAAGUGCAUCUCCUGACGUAAAAUUACCGAUAAUAAAUAGUGGUAGUGGUGGUAAUAGUACGCCCGGAGAGAUGGGAAAUAAUAAUCCACAGGAAUGA
Molecule: messenger RNA, 1529 nt
Organism: Macrobrachium nipponense
Lineage: Eukaryota; Metazoa; Arthropoda; Malacostraca; Decapoda; Palaemonidae
Exons: 2
Coding region: 117-1529 (470 amino acids)
Molecular function (GO): nucleic acid binding; zinc ion binding
Source: RefSeq, a predicted model, not a curated record